Juglans regia (Persian walnut) is the source of this 594-nucleotide messenger RNA. RefSeq names its product monothiol glutaredoxin-S9-like. Bases 122 to 424 code for a protein of 100 amino acids. The transcript has a single exon. The record is from RefSeq and is a predicted model, not a curated record. Gene Ontology annotation, cellular component: cytoplasm; nucleus. Lineage: Eukaryota; Viridiplantae; Streptophyta; Magnoliopsida; Fagales; Juglandaceae.
ACUCAAAGUCACCCACCCAAAAACUUCUGAAGAUUAGACACAGUUUUUCCUGUAUUACUUGUUAUCUUUACACAAGAUUUCCAUCCCUAAUAAGAAGACAUUCUUGAUCAGGAUCGCCAAGAUGGACAAGGUGACAAGAUUGGUUUCAGAGAAGGGGAUAGUGAUAUUCAGCAAAAGUUCCUGCUGCAUGUGUUAUGCGGUCAUCAUUCUAUUUAAGGAACUCGGGGUGAAACCGUUGGUUCAUGAGAUCGACGAAGACCCUGAAGGCAGGGAAAUAGAGAAAGCUCUCAUGAGGUUGGGUUGUAAUGCGCCUGUACCAGCUGUGUUCAUUGGAGGAACACUGGUAGGAUCCACCAACGAAGUCAUGUCCCUCCAUCUAAAAGGCUCGCUGACUCCACUGCUGCAGCCUUAUAAAUCUCCUUGAAUAUAUUACUCCAACAGGUCGUGGGAAGAAUAAACUUGGCUAAAAUUAGUAAUGCAACAAGCUCGAAUAGUCUUUGUAGUGUGUUAUGUGUGAAGUAAUCUUUAGCAUUUAAUUAGCUAUAUAUAGUGUGUACUAUGUUUCCUAUUCUUAAUGAAGUUGGCUUUUAAAUA